Trifolium pratense (red clover) is the source of this 912-nucleotide messenger RNA. RefSeq lists its product as uncharacterized. The record is from RefSeq and is a predicted model, not a curated record. Lineage: Eukaryota; Viridiplantae; Streptophyta; Magnoliopsida; Fabales; Fabaceae. Bases 81 to 317 code for a protein of 78 amino acids. The transcript has a single exon.
CAUUACAUCAUAGUGUGAAACACAAACACAAUACCUUAUAGUUCAAGUUAUCUACAAAAAAAACUAGAAGGGUGUGAAAAAUGGGAGCUAAGAGGUCUUCUUCUUCUUCCUUAUGCAAUGUGUUCAAGGCAUGUUUCUCAAGUGGAAACAAUGAUGAGUAUUGGGAAGGUAGUGGAAUUGGAAGAAGAAUGUUUGCAAGUGAUGAAGAUAGAGGUUGUUUUGUUGCUGAACCUGGUAUUGAUAGGAAAGCUUCUGAUUUCAUUGCUAAAUACUAUGCUACUAGAGUCACUGAUUCUCAAAGCCAAUUUGCAUCUUGAAUUAAUUAAUUUCCUUUCUUUGUUGAUUUUCUAUUCCUGAAAUAAUUAGUAGCUAUUUUUCCAUCCUCUACUAUGAUCAUUUGUAGUAGGAUCUUGAUUCUCUGCAGUCAAAUUUUUUUAUUGUCACUAAAGAAGUUAUAUCUCGGCUAUUUGAUGAAUAUCAAAUGGUUUAUAUUUUGAAUUUGUAUUUUAAAAUCAAUUUUCUGAAGUUAGAAUAUAUAUUGUCUGAUAUUCAUCAAAUAGCCAAGAUAUAAUGACUACGGUGACUACAAAAUAUUGACUGCAUCAAACCGAACUGCGGAGCCAUUUUUACUAGAGUGCAUUCUUUUCGCGUUAUAAAACACACUCAUACUCAGAUUUGAGUGUGUUUUACGUGAAACCAAACACAUAAUAAAGAAGCAUGCAAUCACCAAUUUGAAGAUAUUUAGAGAUGAUUACAAUAAAAAGUAAUAACAAAAAUUAUGUAAGAAUUAAUCACUCUCGUGAUGUUGUUCUUUCAUUUGGUUGUAGUGAUGUACUUGAGGAAUGGAUCAUAAAUAAUGUAAAACUUUAUUCUUUCAUAUAUGUUGUGAGAGUUUUGAUUUUGUAAGCUUUG